AUGGCGACUAACACCCUCUAUUCAAGCCCUCCAGCGGCGAGAGCAUUUCCGACACCUUCUACAACACCCCAGAGACCACCUUCAAUACAUGUCCGGGCAGAUUCCUCCCCUGGUCUAUCGUCUUCGUCCAACUCCCUCCCUAUACUGAAUUUCUCGCCCGAUGGGCGCAGUGAGUAUGAUGACACUGCGGAGGAGGACAAUCUAUCACCGUUAGACCCGCGACGCUUUACUCCCACACUCCAUGCCUCCCUCGUCUCCGAAAUUCUCUCUCUGCGGCGGGACGUAGAGAGUAAGUCGAAGGCCAUUGAUAUUCUCGAGCGGAGUCUAGACGAGUCGCGAACGGAGAACGAAGACCUCAGUGAGCGUCUAUCCAAGAGUACUAAAGAGACCCGGUCAUUCAAGCAUCAGUUGCAACUGCUGGAAGGUGGCGCCUCCUCGGCUCUCACCGAGCUAGCAAGGGAGCGUGACGAAGCGUUGGAAAACAUCGCAGAUGUCCGCAAGAAGCUAGAACAAGCGCAAAAGAAGGCGCGGAGUCGGGAGGAGGAUGUAGAGAGAACAGUACAACUUUGGGACCGCGACAAGGACGCCUGGGAGGGCGAGCGCAGGAGCCUAGAACGGAAGGUCCACGUGGUGGAAGGGCGUCUGAAAGUUGUCUUGAAGGAGGUAGUGGCUGCGCAAGCAGUCGGCUCGUUCCAACCACUCCAGGAUGUUGAUGGCAUGGAGAUUGAGCUGACCAGAAAAUCAGCCGCAGGGAAGGAUAGUGACUCUGCGAGUGUUGACUCAAGCAGUCAAGGCCAUCGCCGGACUAGUGUCACAAGUGUGAACGCUGACAGCGGUGAUGAGGCCGACUAUCACAAUGUGCGAUACUCUAUGGCGAGUGUAGCCAACGUCCCCGGUUUGAAGAGCGAAGGCCUGAGUCUAGCACAAGAGCUGGCAUUCGACGAGGAAGACGAGUUUGAGUCAUUCGAUACUGAUUUUGUGCCCGAGUCACCCGAGGCACUCCCAGAGGAGCGUCCGGCUUCGGUUCAUUCGCAACUUUCUCGUACAAUGAGCAUGGGCGCAAAGGCGAGAAAGAUCCUUGGGCUUUCCCUGGGAAGUGCUGACGGCUAUGGAUUCAAGACCGAGGGGAACUCGGAGCCUGGGAGCCCUUUGAAGAUAUCCUCGACCACCUUUGUGUACCGUGACACGGGAAUCCAGUAUUCGCCUCCUCCUUCACCCUUAUCACCAUCGAAGUCUGAGCCUCCAUCCUGCGACCAGGCCGCAGAGUGCCCUAGUAGCGAAGAGGAAACUAGUUUCUACCAACGCAAAGACAGCAGCACGUCAACACUUACGCCAACACUGACGAUAGACAUGGUAUCGGCGUCUUGCCAAACCAUUGAGGAUCUUCCCACUCCCCCUUGGACCCCUAAGAUCGAUGAGAUACCACAGCCGGCCCCAGAAGAAACGGCGAUGGUUUCAGUGUCUGUACAGACUAUACAAGCCCCAGUCGCAGAAACGGAUGACAAGAGAGUCAAUGCCUCGCCAACCGACAUGGAGUCGUCCGAACUUGAGAUUCCGAUGAUUGCGAUACACCCGCCCUGUUCGGAACCUCCUUCGCCUCGAGGGAGCGUGGUUCUCCCACCGCAAACCAAGAGCGUUUCCUGCCAGGUCAACUUCAGCCCGAGCAUUGACAGCCGAACGGUUGGCAUACAAACGGAUGAGAUUCGGAUUGACCAAAGGCCUGUCAAGCUACCGGCCAGCCUACUCCCUUCAGCGAUACCAGAUCUUCCACUCCGCGAGAGCACUCAGGAUGAUCCCAUUCAGCCUUAUCGUAUCCCUCCCCCAAGAUCGAGAAAAAGGGAGAAUAGGGCCUCGUCACAUACCAAGCCACCUGAGCCGGUGCAGGCCUACCCGGGUAACAAUGACAACGGGCCGCUGUCUGAGGAAUCCAAAUCCGAACUCAGGCGGCCUCUACGAUCGAGCAGCCUCUUUGCUGGAUUUGAUCAGGCGAGUGAUGAAGAGACCUCCGGGCAAACCAAGGACAUCUUCACCGAUGACGAGCUUCUUAAUCGGCCUUUUGCGUCGUACACACUGAAAAGAGGCAAGCUAGUUUCCACACACGAUGCUACCCUUCCGGAAAUUGAUGAGCAUCUGCGAGAGUCAGAAGUCCACUCAUCCGAAACACCAACCGACCAAGGCCCCAAAGAGGUGGUUGGGACUUCUUCGUGGACUCAGCGGCUGGGCUUUGGGGCCCCCGGGGCACGACAGCAGGACAUGUGUAAAUCCGCUAUGAUCUCCAACGGGGCAGCGGCGCAUCAGAACAUGCGCACCCGGAGCCCCAGCGAGCCUAGUAUGGAGAGUGGAGGCGGUGCAUCUGGAAUUGCACCUCCAAUCCCUGUGCCGAUGCGGUUCAGUUCAAGAAAGUUCCCCAGUGGGAAUGAUGGUCGGCAGAGUCCAACGCCAUCCAAUCCUCGUAACUUCUCUGAUCGCGCCCGACCACCGAUUAUUCGACGCCCGACUUUGCGGCGCGUCCGCUCCGCAGCUGCCAUGUCGCACAUAGAGCAGCAUGACCGCCCCGACAGCCGCUCAUCACCCACCAUGUCCUCCUCAUCCUGUGGGCCGGACAGUCCCCAGCAUCCUCCACUUCCAUUUGACAAGAUCACUGCGCCCUCCGGGAAACGGGCUGUUGAAAGGCGAACAUCUGCUCACCCCUUUGCGCAUGGACGACAUGAUUCGACGGCCACAACAGUCCAACCCACCAGUGUUGUCGACGCCAUCGCGCAAACAAUGGUCGGAGAGUGGAUGUACAAGUACAUCCGGAGACGGAGGUCGUUUGGUGGUGUCGGCGAGUCGAAGGACAGCUGGGAGGGCCGGAAUGCAGACGAGGUGUCUGCCAAUAUCGCCAACAGCGGUGCGAGACACAAGCGAUGGGUCUGGUUGGCCCCGUACGAGCGAGCCGUCAUGUGGAGCAGCAAACAACCGACCAGCGGGCCAGCGCUGCUUGGUAAGAGCGGUCGAAAGUUGAUUAUCCAGUCCGUUCUCGAUGUCAAAGAUGACAACCCGCUUCCCAAAGGCUUCAACCCACAAAAUCAGUUCAAUCGGUCGAUAUUGAUUUUGACACCGCAGCGCGCCCUCAAAUUCACGGCCUCCAGCAUUGAGCGGCAUUAUGUCUGGCUGACUGCAUUGUCGUUCCUGAGCCACUCAUCCAUGGGUCUCCAUGACUUGGAUACCCUUCCUCCUGUCCCUCAGGAGGAAUACACAAACCCGGCACCCACGGCCACCUUGCGCCGUAAUCCAAUCCGAGACUCGAUUCGAAUCGCCAAGGGUCGCCCGCGCCCACGACCCAAGGGCAAACGAUCCCUUCUCGGCCAACCGGAGCCCGUUCCUGAACUGCCCUCUGGACCCCCGACGGUGCCGCGGUUCUCGAACCACGCCCGUAAGCGCAGUAACACUGCUCCCCGGGUACCUAUCAUCCGGAGUUUCUCCAGCCAGGGUACGAUGCCCUCGGUGGCCUCGACACGCGGCUCCUCGGACACGUAUGGCCCGGCCCUGUAUGGCCAAGGGCUCACCAGCAGCGUGGGAAGCGUUAGUCGCCGCACCUCCGAGGCCAGUGUGGGGACGAGCAAUUUUUUCGACGCGAUCGGCACUGUUCGCAUGGAGGCAUUCAUUGACCAAACCAACGGAUACAAGGGUACACGCUCUGAGCGACACAGCCGGAAGGCGUCGAGCGCAUGGAGUUCGAAUCAAGAGCUGGACUCCCCGUACGAAGAGGGCGGGUAUUUUCACCGUGAUGAUCCGUUCGGUGAAUUUUGA
This is a messenger RNA of Aspergillus sclerotioniger CBS 115572, 3792 nucleotides long. RefSeq names its product putative nuclear migration protein. Lineage: Eukaryota; Fungi; Ascomycota; Eurotiomycetes; Eurotiales; Aspergillaceae. The transcript has 3 exons. Gene Ontology annotation, biological process: establishment of mitochondrion localization; microtubule cytoskeleton organization; dynein-driven meiotic oscillatory nuclear movement. The coding region runs from base 1 to 3792 and encodes 1263 amino acids. Gene Ontology annotation, cellular component: cell cortex; mitochondrion. The record is from RefSeq and is a predicted model, not a curated record. Gene Ontology annotation, molecular function: phospholipid binding; tubulin binding.